Molecule: messenger RNA, 1784 nt
Organism: Rosa chinensis
Lineage: Eukaryota; Viridiplantae; Streptophyta; Magnoliopsida; Rosales; Rosaceae
Product: UDP-glycosyltransferase 73D1
Exons: 1
Coding region: 36-1538 (500 amino acids)
Molecular function (GO): UDP-glycosyltransferase activity
Source: RefSeq, a predicted model, not a curated record
AGCAAGGAAUUAGACCUUGUGAUCUCCUGUCUACUAUGGCUUCACAAGCCAAGCAAAAGGAGCAGCCUCACUUUGUCUUAGUGCCUCUUAUGGCACAAGGGCAUAUGAUUCCCAUGAUAGACAUGGCUAGGCUCUUUGCAGAGCGUGGUGUGAUGGUUAGCUUGGUCACCACUCCAUACAAUGCCUCAAGAUUUGAGUCAUGCAUUUCUCGAGCAAGAGAUCAAUCCGGACUUCCAAUAUCCAUUGUGAAAAUCCCAUUUCCGUGCCAAGAAGUGGGACUUCCAAUGGGGAGUGAGAGUCUUGACACCUUACCAUCUCGAAAUCUGCUGAGGAAGUUCUUUAAGGCUCUGAGCAUGCUGCAAGAACCACUAGAAAAGUACCUUGAAGACCAGAAGCUUCAGCCAUGGUGCAUAAUCUCGGACAAGGCCCUCUCGUGGACUUCAAAAACAGCUCAGAAGUUCAAUAUUCCAAGGAUUGUUUUCCAUGGAAUGUGCUGCUUCUCACUUCUGAGCUCUCACAAUAUCAAACUCUAUAAUGCACACAAUUCUGUUACUUCUGAUUCUGAACCUUUUGUGGUGCCAGGGCUGCCCCAGAGGAUUGAGAUCACUAAGGCUCAGCUACCAGGAGCAUUUGUCACGCAACCGGAUUUGGAUGACUUCCGGGACAAGAAUCAAGAGGCUGAAGCGAAAUCGUUUGGGGUGGUGGUGAAUAGCUUUAAUGCACUUGAACAUGGGUGUGCUGAGGAGUUGGAGAAGGUGUUUGAUAAAAAGGUUUGGUGCAUUGGACCAGUUUCCUUAUGCUACAAGAGCAAUUCAGAAAAGUUUUCUAGAGGUAACAAAUCCUCAAUUGAUGAGAGUCAAUGCUUGCAAUGGCUUGAAUCAAUGCAACCAAGGUCUGUCAUCUACGUUUGUCUUGGUAGCCUUUGUAGAUUAGUCUCAUCACAACUGAUAGAGCUUGGACUAGGCUUAGAAGCCUCAGGAAAACCAUUUAUCUGGGUAAUCAAAACAUGUGGGAAGUAUGAAGAAUUGGAGAAGUGGUUAGUGGAGGAGAGGUUUGAGGAAAGGAUCAAAGGAAGAGGCCUUUUGAUCAAGGGUUGGGCUCCCCAAGUUCUUAUUCUCUCAAAUCCAGCAAUUGGAGGGUUCUUAACUCAUUGUGGUUGGAACUCAAGCAUAGAAGGGGCAUGUUCUGGUGUACCAAUGAUCACAUGGCCUCUAUUCGCUGAGCAAUUCCUUAACGAAAAAUUGAUCAUAGAGGUUUUAAAGAUCGGUGUUCGGGUUGGUGUGGAGAUUCCUGUUAGAUGGGGGGAUGAAGAGAAAGUUGGAGUGUUGGUGAAGAAAGAUGGGGUGAAGAAGGCAAUACAAACACUAAUGGAUGGAGGUGAAGAAGGAGAAAAAAGAAGAAAGAGAGCAACAGAAAUUGGAGAGAAGGGAAGAAGAGCCAUGGAACAAGGAGGUUCAUCGCACUCAAGCAUGUCUUCUUUGAUUCAAGAUGUUAGGCAAUUACAUGAAGCCACUCGAAACAAAGGCCAGAAGCUUUAACUUGAUCGUAAAACAAAAUCAAUGUUCCUACAUGUGAAACUUUGUUGCAGAUUCAGUUUGAACAUAUAUGGAUACAAGCAAGAGUCGCCUGUAACGGUUUCAAUAUAUUGUACAUAUUAAUUAGUUUCCUCUACUUUAACACAAUAUCAAGUUCAUAUCAACAAUAGUAGUGCUUUAACACAAUAUCUUGUUGAUAUGAAUUUCAUUUCACUAAACAAUUGGUGGUAUAUAUCAUAUGAAUAACAA